Molecule: messenger RNA, 2603 nt
Organism: Choloepus didactylus (southern two-toed sloth)
Lineage: Eukaryota; Metazoa; Chordata; Mammalia; Pilosa; Megalonychidae
Product: collagen alpha-1(I) chain-like
Exons: 9
Coding region: 1-2403 (800 amino acids)
Source: RefSeq, a predicted model, not a curated record
AUGGCGCGCGCUCUCCCCCGGGCCAGCGACGGGUGUCCGGACGGCGGGGCCGCGCGGGGCCCAGGGGGCUGGCUGCGCCGGGGUCAGGGAGGGGCGGCCCGGAGGCCUGCAGGCUGCAGCCCAGGCCGGCGCCGGGCGAGCCCCAGGGGCGCCGGGCGGGACAAAGGGAAGGCAGGAAGGGGAGGGAGGCCGGGUGCCUGCGGCUUCAAAGGCGCCGAAGGCCGCGGAGGGGCCGGGGGACAGCGCGCGGGGUGCAAACAGACCGGCGUGACCGCCGUCCUGCGGCGCAGCUGCGACUCCUACAUGAGGCCGCGCCGCGCCAACCCGGCCGGCAGCUCCCGGCUCUCAGGGCCUGCGGAUACUGAGCACGGCGCAGAGCCGGGAGAGGCCGCGCGGCGGCCGCUCUCCAGACCGGGAGCUCCGCAGCCCCGGAGCCGAGGCGGCGCCAUCCUCGAAUCUCGGGACUCCGACGCCCCCUCCUCCCAGCUCCAGCGAGGUCGCAGGGAGCUCGGCGAGACCGCGGCCCCGGCUCGGACUGGGGUGUGCGAGGAAGCCGGGCGGAGGCGGCUGCGCGCAGGGGGCCGGACGCGGGCCGGGAAAACGCCGACCAGGGACUUUCGGCCGCAGCCGCGCCUCGGAAGGCCGGGCUCCUUCCUGGGUGGCGGGCGCGGCCCCCCGACCCGCCCGACCCCUCCUCCCGCGGCCCGCGUGCUCCAAGAUCUCGGGCUUCUUCGGGUUUGCUUUGUUCCCGACUUGUGCACCGAACAGGGCGCCCUCCCUUCGGCCGCCCCCCGGACUCAGGACCCCGGUCAGUUCGCCUCCACGGCACCGACUCUGGGCUCGUGGGCGCGGCGGAGCCUGCAGGCCCGGCCCGGCCGGGGCGCGUACCCAACCGCGGGCGCCGCAGAACCCGCUCCCUACGAAAAGGCCGCGCCCGGCCCCCGGGAGGGGACAGCAGAGCCUGGAGACGCCGAACCCCGCGUCCCAGGGCGCACUCGCCCGCAGGCCCACCACGCGGCAGCGGCCCGAGCCCCGUGGGGCCUGGAGAAGAAACGAAUUCGGCUCUGGAACGCGAAGCCCGAAAAACUAGCCCGAAACCUCCCCGCCCCAAGUCCUCCUCUCCGCGCGCAGCCGGAGGCCGGGAAGCCCCUCCAGGCCACAGCCACCGCGGGCCGGCCUCUGCGCUGCGCCGCGGAGCCACCGGGCGGGGCCGACCCGGGAAUGCUCGGGGGAGGGCAGCAGGCGAGGGUUCCUUCGCGGGGCCGCGGAAGCUGGGAGCACGUUGGCGGCCACCAGGACCUCGCGGCGCCGGCCGCUAAAGCCCGCAGCCACCCGCGCGCCCGCGCCGGCCGCAGCCGGGCGCUCCCUGUCUUAUCAUUGCUGCUCAAUGGGAAUGCGCUGGCGGAAGGCGGGAGAAGGCGCAGGGGCGAGUGGGAGCGCGUGUUUGGAUCGAGGGCCGCCGGCAGGCCCCGCGUUUGGCCUCUGGACCUGUUGGACAGGUGGCUGAGCCCAGGCGCAGGUAGACCCGGCUUCAAGGCCACGAGGCCCCCCGGGGCUGCCCGGCUCUUCUGGCACCCUGAGGCCGCUCUCGGAUCCGUGCUGUGGCCAGGCCCGGGGAUGCCUGCACGCUUGCGGCAGGAGCAGCCGGCCCGCGGAGCUGUGGGCGGUUUCCAGGAUCCCCGCGGGCCGACCCCGGCAGCCCGGGAGCCGAGGUGGCGCGGAGAGCCCGCGGAUCAAAGGAAUGCGGAGAGAAAGGGGAAGCGCGCGGGCAGCCCCGGCCCGCUCCCCCCGCGGGCGCCGCUGACCCGGGGAUGGGCGCCGAGGGCCGCGGGCGGGGACUCGGGCUGGCCUUCCCGCCCGACACGGGGUUCGGCGGGCGCCCGCUUCGGGCGGUGCGUAGGGGAGGGGAGCCCGGGGCUCGCAGACGAACACCGUGUGGGGAUUUGCAGACUCGUCUCCGGGAAAUGGAGAGAACCAGGGAGGAGAAUAAACCCCGAGGCCAGUACUGAUGCUGCAGGGCGGGGGCCCUGCCUUGGCUUCAGCCUCAGGAAUGAGGGGUCCGGAAGUCCCCAGUCCUGCAGGGUCCACAGAUGCCCAGGCUGCUGGGACCUGAACCCCCAGGCUGCCCAGCGGGGGCCCUGGCGGUUUCCACAUCCGGGCUUUCCGGACUUGCCCUCCAGCCUAGAAAGAAGACAGCCGGAUGCGGGUGCCCCACGCAGCUGCUGGGACCUGACACCUGGGCACGCACACUUGCACAUCCCUCUUGCAUGUACACCACACUCACAUGCACACACAACACACAUGCACUCAGCUGCAUGCGUGCACACACACUCCUCCGCAUGUACGCGUACACACAAGCACUCACAUGCGCGAGCACUCCUGAGAACUGCCGGGGCUCCCUGAGCUGCCCCUCAGCCCUCCCCCUACCUGCCCAUGCUGGGCUCCCAGCUCCGGGAAGGCCACUGUCCUGCUCUGUCUGAAAUCACGAAAUAAAUACUCAUUUUUUAACACAAGGUAUUGGGGGUGUUGGGCAAGUUACAUAAAAUUGUGAAUUAAUCUUUGCUCCAAAUAAAUGCCUGCCUGGCCCGGGGGCUGAUUGUGUG